AGCAUGCUCAGUGAGGUGAAAAAAUAUUUCACUGAACCAGAAAAGAGGGAGGUUCAUUAGAGGUAUUAAAUAUAACCAUGAUCAUAUAAUGUUAUUCAUUUGUUCCUUUUAUGCCUCAUUCCACUUAAUGGCCCUGUAAAAAAUUGAUUUAGACCUAAUUCACAUAACUCAUUCUGUUUAGUAAAAAAUGGUGUGAGGCUUAUAAAUGCAACAGUCUCCUGAUUGCACAGAACGGUGAAACAUGCUUGGUCGUGUUGAAGGGCCACAGCGCAACUGUUUGCUGUUUACUUCACUACAGCCACUCACGUAAUUACUACAUAUUCCAGCGACUCUUAUAUAAACGUCAAGAGCGGUUCUGUGAUUGGCUGAGGACAGUGUCAAUCAAAGCCCCUUCAUCCAAUAGAUUCGUUGCUCGCUCUCAAACUAUGGCGGCCAUGUUGUAUCCGCGGGGGACUGGAGGCUGUUCGGAACCGAGGCUGUCUUCAGUCGGGAGUGUACGGUGGGGCUCUCGGGCUUGAACUCGUCUGGGUUUUACACCAUUACAGAUCUACACUCCUCGCCAUGAGCCGUCCGUCCUCUGCGGGAGGCGCGGCCGGAGGACUCGGAGCUGGUAAAGCAGGAGGAAGUAAGCAUGGAGGUUCUGGAGGAACAACCGCCUCUGCUGCCGCCGCCGCCGCCGCUGCUGCCGCUGCCGCCGCCGCAGCAGCAGCAGCCGCCGCCGCGGGGGUAUCCGGCUCUGUCGCAGGCUCUGGUACGGUCCCCGCGGCCGCUGUAGCCCUUCCAGCCGCUGCCCUACCGGGACAGUCAGCCGAACUGACAGCGCUGUUUGAGUGCCCGGUGUGUUUCGACUACGUGCUGCCCCCGAUCUUGCAGUGUCAGGCUGGGCAUCUGGUGUGUAACCAGUGUCGGCAAAAGCUCAGCUGUUGUCCAACUUGUCGCGGCCCUCUCACGCCAAGCAUAAGGAACUUGGCAAUGGAAAAAGUUGCAUCUACUCUGCCGUUUCCGUGUAAGUAUGCCUCAGCUGGAUGUCUGCUGUCCCUUCACCACAGUGAGAAGCCAGAGCACGAAGAAGUCUGUGAGUUCCGCCCCUACACCUGCCCAUGCCCGGGGGCUUCCUGUAAAUGGCAGGGCUCCCUGGAGGCCGUCAUGCCACAUCUCAUGCAUGCCCACAAAUCCAUUACCACCUUACAGGGCGAGGACAUUGUUUUUCUGGCCACGGAUAUUAAUCUACCAGGGGCUGUGGACUGGGUCAUGAUGCAGUCAUGUUUCGGCCACCACUUCAUGCUGGUUCUAGAGAAGCAAGAGAAAUAUGAGGGACACCAGCAGUUCUUUGCCAUCGUGCUGCUCAUUGGCACGCGAAAGCAAGCAGAGAACUUUGCCUACCGCCUUGAGUUGAACGGCAACCGUAGGCGGCUCACUUGGGAGGCCACGCCGCGCUCGAUCCACGAUGGCGUAGCAGCAGCCAUCAUGAACAGUGACUGUCUUGUGUUUGAUACCUCUAUUGCCCACCUGUUUGCAGACAAUGGCAACCUGGGUAUCAACGUGACCAUCUCUAUGUGCUGAGGUGGCAGCGUAAGCCUUUAUCCAGUCACCCAAACCUUGGACAACCUCUGCUCCCUAUCAGACUGCAGGUUCUGAAGGCAACGGUUGGGAGAUGUAUACAUUUGUGUAUAUUUCGGUUCGAGUCAUCCGCUAAAACAGCGCACACUUUCCAGAUUCACUAGUAGGUUAGUUUGCUAGGUUAGGAUGGCAAGAGUCCUUCUCGGGAUGAAGCGGGGAGUGUGCAGGUGUUAGCAAUCCGUUGAAGGCACUGGUGCAAUUGAGAAUUUCUUUUGCACACCCCAAGGAUACAAAAACCUCAACUUUCUGAUUAUACCUUCAAUAGAUGUUUAGAUGUGGAUGAACACCAUCACAGAAUCAAAAUGCUAACUUGGGAAGAGUCUAGGCAUGAAGGUGUAACAUUUGCCUCAGAAGCUUAUAAAACCUAUGUUGUACAAAACUGCACUGACUACUUUGGUUUUCGUCUUUGGAUAUUGAGUGAAACCAUGGAAAUUGUACAUGGCAAUGUAAAUGGUAAUCCUCUGAAUUUCAUGGUUGUAUAUUGGCUUGAUAAAACAAUGCCCAUGGUGGAAAUGCGGUGUGCAUGGUGGAAAUAAAAUUCACUUGCAAAAAUGAGUACAUAGCCACCAUGUUUUUAAGGCAAGAAUCUGACCUCUUCACCAUGUUUUUUUUCCCUUCCUUUCUUUUUUUUUUAAUACUAUAUCUGUCAUCAGUGUUGCAAGAUGUAAUGAGGACAAUACUUGGUUUAUUUUAUGGUCCUUAUCCAGAGGAGAGAACUGGUUUGAGAUCAGCACAGAUAUAAGUUCCAUAAAAUGACAGAACUACAGCCAACCAUUUCAAAUUUUGUUACCCGUGAUCUAAUGCCACAAAUAUUCAUAGAUAUAUUUGUAUACGAUACUUGAUUUUUUUUUUUUUUAUGGAUAGUUGGCCUUUUAAAUUAUAAAUCUGUUAUUUAAUUACCCUCAUGUUCUAACAUUUAUUUGUGGAGCACCAAAGGAGAAGUUAAGUAGAAUAUCUCGGCUGUUCUCUUUCAGUACAGUGUACUUGGAUGGGACUGGGGCUUGUUAAGCUCCAAAAGGAAAAAAAAAAAAAAAAAAAGCACCAUAAAUGCAGACCAUACAACCUGUGCUCUAUAUUUUAAGUCUUCUGAAGACAUAUGAUAGCUUUGUUAGAGGCAGAGACUGAAAUUUAAGGCUUUUUACUGAAAAUAUCUAAUUGUAUGAAAAAGAGCAGCUCACACAUUUUGCUAGAGGACUCCUAUACAGGUUUCAAUAACACAAGGAGAGGAAAUGACAGAAUUUUCAUUUGAUAAUGAACAAUUUCUUUUAUAUAGGUGUUCCACCUUUGCUUUUUAGCGUACUUUGUCUUGUCAACAGUGACUGUAUGUAAAAGAUUUAGCCUGCGCACAAACAACAAUCUGUUAUUUUCUCGUUGAUAAAGUGUCCACAUUUAAUUGGUUUUGUUGUCUUUGUACUUUUUUCUUACUUUAUAUUUGAGGUUAAAAGAAAAGCUUUUGUAAAAAAUAUAAACAACUUCAGUUUUGUUGUUAUUUGUUGUUAUUGUUACAUUUCUUACAAAAUGAUCGUUUAGUCUAGCUUUGUUUACUCUAGUUCUUUAAAACCCAGUAAGAUCUAAGCAAUUUCUCACUCUCCUCUAUGGUCAAUGAACCCACAAUGCCUUACUUGUAUACAAACUCAGUCUUAUAUAGUCUGCCGCCUUCUAGGACUCAGUGUCAAGUUCAGGUCACUAUCCUCCAAACCUCCAGUGUCUUGAAAGAGACUUUUAGAGAAUUUUACCAAGUGGCAUUACGAGUGGGAAGGACAUGGCACAUCAUUCUACUUUGCCCCCAAAACCUGCUGCAGUAACCGUUUCACUUACACUGUUCAAGUACGGAACCCAGCCUCUUUUCAAAUACCUCUGAUGACUUUGAAGACGUCUGCGAGAAGAGCAUUGAUAUCCCUGAAUGUGGGUGGUUCUGUGAAGAGAUCUUAAGUUUGAUGCACAACUGAUGCCCUCAGCUCUUCUUUAUCUGUCUGCUGUUUUACUCCUCCUGAAAAAUAAUUUAAAAAUGUAAAUUAAAUGUUUUAUAAAUCUG
Molecule: messenger RNA, 3655 nt
Organism: Onychostoma macrolepis
Lineage: Eukaryota; Metazoa; Chordata; Actinopteri; Cypriniformes; Cyprinidae
Gene: siah2l
Product: seven in absentia homolog 2 (Drosophila)-like
Exons: 2
Coding region: 562-1563 (333 amino acids)
Biological process (GO): proteasome-mediated ubiquitin-dependent protein catabolic process; multicellular organism development
Cellular component (GO): cytoplasm
Molecular function (GO): ubiquitin protein ligase activity; zinc ion binding; ubiquitin conjugating enzyme binding
Source: RefSeq, a predicted model, not a curated record